Messenger RNA from Pistacia vera, 2192 nucleotides. Its product is annotated as probable serine/threonine-protein kinase abkC. Bases 207 to 2078 code for a protein of 623 amino acids. The record is from RefSeq and is a predicted model, not a curated record. The transcript is spliced from 5 exons. NCBI's taxonomy places the organism in Eukaryota, Viridiplantae, Streptophyta, Magnoliopsida, Sapindales, Anacardiaceae.
CUCUCCCUGCGCCGCUAGGUCAAUUGGCAGCGCUUAAACAAACUACGAAAAACACACAUACAAAUUACUGACACAACGAAAACCAAACACCAUGAUCUAAAACACAAAACAAGAAUCAAUGAUAGAAAAAUGCUGUCAAGAACUACCAAUAUUAUUCAGCACAAGCGCACGUUAGCCUCUUCCAGUUAUCGUGUCACAGGAUCGCCAUGUUCAGGAUUUUGACAUUCCGAAAUCUUCGGAGAGCUGCCCAGUGUAUUGUUUCGAAGCAGAGGAGUUUCCAUUCAGAAAUAAGGAAUUAUGGAGCUGUAGUUACGGUUGGGUUACGUGCGUCCCAGUACAGAUUUUAUGGGUUUCGUAGGGGAGGGCACUCCGUGUAUAAUACCGAAGAGCUUUUUUGUAGGAGUUGCAUUGCCAGGAAUUUAUCAGUUGCCUCUGCAAGUAGUACUGUGACCCAUCGAGCACUAACUGCUUGGAGAAAGCUUUUACAUGAAGGUUCUGGUGAACAGAUUUUUCCCUGUAUAAGUAGGAUCGUCCAAGCAGUCAGCUUGGCUUUGACACGUUCACCCCUUGUUGUACCUGGUAUAUUUGCCUUCACAUCUGGUCAGCUAGCAUGGGCACAGAGAGUGUCUCCGGAGACCGAGCAUUACCCUUCGGAAAAUGCUUUGUACAUGCGUGCACAAGAUGGGCAUGCAUUUGUCACCUCAUUUCUAUAUUCAGCCGUAGAAGGUGUUAUUCUGCUUGUGAGGACCUUCUAUCUUAUGAUAUUAUUCUCACCCAGCAUAAUGAUGGCACCUUUCGCUGAUUGUUUGGGACCCCAGUUUAGGCAAUGGUGGCUUCAUGUUGUUCUUAAAACCCUGGAAAAAGCAGGUCCAGCAUUCAUUAAAUGGGGUCAAUGGGCAGCUACACGGCCAGAUCUCUUUCCUAGAGAUUUAUGCAACAAGCUUUCAGAGCUUCAUACAAAAGCUCCUGAGCAUAGCUUUGCGUAUUCUAAAAAGACUAUUGAAAAAGCAUUUGGUCGAAAGCUUUCUGAAAUUUUUGAUAGUUUUGAAGAGGCACCUGUAGCAUCUGGUAGUAUAGCUCAAGUCCAUCGGGCUUCUUUGAGAUUUCGGUACCCUGGUCAAAAGGUGAAGCCUAUAGUAGUUGCUGUAAAGGUUAGACAUCCUGGUGUUGGUGAAUCAAUUAGGAGAGAUUUUGUAAUAAUUAACUUGGCAGCCAAGAUAUCCACAUUCAUUCCUGCUGUGAAGUGGCUAAGGUUGGAUGAGAGUGUUCAGCAAUUUGCAGUUUUCAUGAUGUCUCAAGUUGACCUUGCCAGGGAAGCUGCCCAUUUGAGCCGCUUUAUUUAUAAUUUCCGAAGAUGGAAGGAUGUUUCUUUUCCUAGGCCAGUGUAUCCCCUUGUGCAUCCUGCUGUUCUGGUGGAAAGCUAUGAGCAAGGGGAAAGUGUCUCACACUAUGUUGAUGAACUUGAGGGACAUACUAGGAUUAAAACUGCGCUUGCUCACAUCGGGACUCAUGCACUUUUGAAGAUGCUCCUGGUGGACAAUUUUAUUCAUGCUGACAUGCAUCCUGGAAAUAUUCUUGUACGGGUGGCUCAAAGCAACUCUUCUAAGAAACGGCUCUUUAGAUCAAAGCCUCAUCUCAUUUUCCUUGAUGUAGGCAUGACUGCUGAACUUUCUAAGAGUGAUCGAGUAAAUUUAUUGGAAUUUUUUAAGGCUGUUGCACGCCGAGAUGGCCGCACUGCUGCAGAGCGCACGCUCAAAUUGUCAAAGCAACAGAACUGCCCAGAUCCAAAAGCUUUUAUUGAGGAAGUGGAAGAGGCUUUUGCUUUCUGGGGUACUCCAGAAGGUGAUUUAGUCCACCCUGCUGAGUGCAUGCAACAAUUACUCGAAAAAGUUCGGCGCCAUAGAGUGAAUAUUGAUGGAAAUGUGUGCACUGUGAUGGUCACAACUUUGGUUCUUGAGGGUUGGCAGCGGAAGCUUGAUCCUGGGUAUAAUGUAAUGGACACAUUACAAACUUUGCUACUGAAAGCUGAUUGGGCAAAGUCUCUUUCUUACACAAUCGAUGGACUGAUGGCCCCAUAAGAUCGUUUUUGUCUGUUGCUUGUCCACUGAAACAAUUUUGAUAGUGCUAAGACAUUAUAGUAUACCAGUCCCAGGAAAUGAGACAAGUGUCUUAGUAUUUUUUUUUUUUUUUUU